CUCUCCCGGAAGGUGUCCUGGGGUGGAGCUUGUGUGGGUCGCAAUCGUGGGAUAGUUUUCGCUCACUCGUCUUGGAAACCAAAAGGGCUAAGUGAAAAAGAAAAAAAACAAGCAACCUUUAGAAUUCCUGUGUCCAUUUCAAUCUUUUGUCAAGACUGUAAUCGCAAAUAACAGCAUGGGUGCAAAUGAAGAGAAGAAAGAAACAUGCGGAACCAUCUGCCUGAAAUACCUAUUGAUCACAUUCAAUGUCCUAUUUUGGCUCGCUGGGGGCGUUGUGAUGGGUGUGGGUGUUUGGACUUUGUUUGAAAAGAGCGACUACAUCAGCCUUCUCCCCUCCAUGACAUACGCCGCCUCUGCCUACAUACUGGUCCUCGCUGGAGCCAUCGUCAUGGUAACAGGCGUUCUGGGAUGCUGUGCCACCUUCAAGGAGCAGAGGAUGCUGCUGCGAGUGUAUUUUGUCCUGCUGCUGUGUAUUUUCCUGUUGGAGAUCCUUGCUGGUGUCCUGGCUUAUAUCUACUAUCGGCAGUUAAAUGAGGAGCUGAAACAGAACCUGAAGGAGACCAUGGUCCAGAAGUAUGAACAGAAGACUCAUGAGCAUGUGACCACUGCUGUGGAUAAACUGCAACAGGAGUUCAAGUGCUGCGGGAGCGACAAUUCAUCCGACUGGGAGAGGAGUGUCUGGAUCCGCUCCCAGGACGGAGACGGCAGGGUGGUGCCUGACAGCUGCUGUAAGACUCCAUCCUUGCUGUGUGGACGUGGGGGGCACCCGUCCAACAUCUACAAGGUUGAGGGUGGCUGUAUCUCAAAACUGGAGAAAUUUAUUCAGGACCACCUCAAGAUCAUUGGAGCAGUGGGUGUUGGGAUUGCCUGUGUACAGAUUAUCGGGAUGGUGUUUACGUGCUGCCUAUACCACCGUCUCAAGUCGGAGCCAUACUGAAGACAAAAAGGAGAUGCAUGAAGUCACCUCGUCGACAUGCUCAAAUAUCUCAUCACUUUUCUUGUGGAGGGAGGUGAUGGAUUAAUUAAUUGAUCUAUCUGAGUUUGUUUAAGUGGUCGGGGAGGAAAAACAAUUAUGGUUAUACAAUAAAUAAUUAGGCAUUCAAAUUAGAGUCUCAAGAUCACAGCACUUAGGAAAAACUGUUGGGAUUUUUGCCUCUGAAUAUUUUAUUUAGCCCUCUGUGGAAAUUCAAGGUACAAUAUGAUGUUAUGUCAUGCUAGUGUGGUGGCCUGAUUUGUGGGCUAAACCCCGGUAACAGAAUUUCUUAUUUUCCCAGCAUCACCAGCUACACAUUUUAACAAGCCCACUCGUUUGCAUGUUAACUAACCACUCAUACAUUUGUCUUCCAUGCCUUAUAAAUUACCAACCCUAAGUCGUACCACUGUUUUUUGUUUUUUUUUAUACUUUGUGAAUGUGAGCUAUAACUGCAGUUGAGCUUUUAUUGCCUAAUGUGUCUUCACAUAGCAACGUGCCACUGUUAGAUCAGACUCUUAUCCCCCCAGCGUGUUGGCAAGGACACUUUAUCUGCCAGACUGAUGGUACAAUGACUGCACCUUUCUCACCAGCAUAAGUGCACCAUCUUUGUAAUCACACAAUAGUGCCAGGAUUUUAACUAUUUAUAUCUCGUCUGACGUGCAAAGCUGACUUGAUAUUGUAAUGUGUGUUGCCUAUCAACAUUGCCAUUUUAUAUUUGACUGUAUUUUUUUUCUACCACUGAUGCCAAAAAUAGACACUGAAUGACCUCUGUGCGCAUCUACUGCUUUACCAAAUAAUCAGACAAAUCAAUGCUGUAUAUAGAUGAUCUUUUUAAGUUAAGAUUUUGUUUACUUUUCAUAUGAUCAAUGUUACAGUUUGACAGUGUGCAGAAUCAGGUACUGACAUUCUUUUGCAUCAGUAAUCUUGUUCCUCAAAAGCAUCUUGACCAACUAAUCAGGCACGAAUUUGCGUUUAAUAAAUAGCCAUCAAAAUCAAAAA
Molecule: messenger RNA, 1972 nt
Organism: Syngnathus acus (greater pipefish)
Lineage: Eukaryota; Metazoa; Chordata; Actinopteri; Syngnathiformes; Syngnathidae
Gene: cd151l
Product: CD151 antigen, like
Exons: 8
Coding region: 176-937 (253 amino acids)
Cellular component (GO): membrane
Source: RefSeq, a predicted model, not a curated record